This is a messenger RNA of Ascochyta rabiei, 981 nucleotides long. RefSeq lists its product as uncharacterized. The transcript has a single exon. Bases 1 to 981 code for a protein of 326 amino acids. NCBI's taxonomy places the organism in Eukaryota, Fungi, Ascomycota, Dothideomycetes, Pleosporales, Didymellaceae. The record is from RefSeq and is a predicted model, not a curated record.
AUGUCCGAGUCCUCGAAGAGAGGAAGGUUGGGCAAGCGAGGGCGCCGCAGUAUCGCUGCCGAUCAGCAAGUACAGGCAGAGCCGCCGAGGACAUCUAAGAGACUGAGAGAGAGGAGAGAGGCAAGCGCAGGCCGUGCUGGGCGAACCGAUGUCGAACUGCCUGCUACGACGAUUUGCAAUGGUCUCGCGACGCCGGAAUCGAGUUCACUGACCGAGUCGCACACUCUACGGCUGAACGACACCCCAGCCGCGCCCAGAGACAUAUUUCCGUUCAUGCAGCUUCCCGCAGAGCUGCGCAUCCACAUCUACCACAUGGCGCUCCACCGCGACACUCCGCUGUACCUGCACGCUGCGCGCGCGCCCGAGAAGGAUAUCGAAGACGCAUCGACCGCCCUCGACACCGACUCACCACCCCUUGGAUCCCCCACCGACCUCUCCACACGCGCCCGCCGUCCACGCGCCCCCAGCCCGUCCCCCGACAUCGCCGGCCCCCUCGAUCGUAUCGUCCCCACGAUUCUGCGUCUCAAUCAACAGAUCUACAAGGAAGCGCGCUCCGUCCUCUACAGCGCAAACACUUUCACCCUCUCCCUCGCCAGCGGGAUCCACACGCUCAGCACUCUCCACCAACGCUCACGCAGCCUGAUCAAACACGUCAUCCUCACCAUACCCUCGCACCACGACAUCCUCGACGGCUUCGCCGACCUCGUGCGGCUAGGGCUGCGAUACUGCUGGGGGCUCAUGACGUUCAAGAUCAUCCUGCGAGCCAGUCUUCCAGACGACGGGCGCAUGACGCACGCGACGAGUGUCUACGCCAACGCAUUCCACAUCCUGCGGUGGCUGCCCAGGGGGUGCAAGGUCCUGCUCGAAGGAAACGUGAGCGAGGUCGUAAGGGACGUGGUGAGAGAGGAGGGGAGGCUGCAGAGUGUGUUGGACGAAAUCGGGUAUGCAAAGAGACAGCACCAGAUGCCUGAGCGUCAUUGA